Messenger RNA from Nematocida parisii ERTm1, 2484 nucleotides. RefSeq lists its product as uncharacterized. NCBI's taxonomy places the organism in Eukaryota, Fungi, Microsporidia. Bases 1 to 2427 code for a protein of 808 amino acids. The transcript has a single exon. The record is from RefSeq and is a predicted model, not a curated record.
AUGAAUCCUAGAAUAAUUGCAGUACUUGCUGUUGCCAUUAUAGGAACAAUCAUUAUAGGGGGUAUAUGGGGAUUUUCACGUACCUCCAAUGAAACAAGCAAAAAGCCUGUAAAGGAGAAACAAUCCGUUAUACAGAAAGUUUUAAAUAAUGGAAAUAGUAAAGAAAAUGCUAAAGCCAGUGAUAGUAUUAAUUACAAUGGUAUAAAAGAAAUAAUUGAUAGUAUUUCCAGUGAAGACAGUGAAGCAUUCAACUAUUCAUCAUAUACCACAGAAGGCACAACCAUUGAAAAUUCUUGUUCAACUAAUUCGGAUAAUUCAGAGAAUUCGGAUAGUUCAGAUAGGUGUAUUAAUUACGACGGGCCUAGAAUAAAAUAUAUACCGCAUGGAACACCAAAUAAUAACCAAUUCGACUAUACUAAUACCAGAGAAUCCAAUAUUAUCAGAAUAAAUACAGAAUCUAUACAAUUGCCAUAUUAUGGCCGUAUACAGCCAUUAAUACCUAAGAAUGUAAUAUCAUUCAGAAGUAGGAUGCAUGUAGAGGAUGAAGAAGAGACUGAGGAUGAAAAACUGGCAAGACUCAAAAAAUACCAGGACAUUCCAGAUGAAUAUAGGUUAUUAGAUGAAACAACAGAACGUGUGCAUGUGCAGACUGAAAAAACCAUUAAAAUGAACACAGACACACGUUGUGUUGUUAUACCAUUAUCAGAAAUUAGUGAACCAAAUGUAAAAUACAGUUUGAAAAUAUCUCCAUCAAAGACUCUUGUAGUAUAUUUAAAAGACCAGAAUGCAGAUGAUUCACUGGGCAUGUCUCCUAUUGAGCCAGUGAUUCAACCAAUUGAUGUUACUGUGAACCCAACUGUGGAUACAACAGUACUAACAGAAGGAACAGGAAAUUCUACAAAUAUUUCCAAUGCAAACACAGAAAAUGUAAAUACCACAGCAAUCACAGUUAUAGCAAAUAUAGAAGAGAAUAUUUUUCCACAGAAUCCAAUAAUAGAGUUGCCUAAUUUAAAUAAUGGAGUAGGGCAAGGAAUAGAGAAUAAUUCUACAGUAACCCCGGGAAUAGGCAGUAAACCAGCAGAUACAACAACUAAUUCUACUGUAAAAAACAACAAUUCACCGGAAAUGGCUACAAAUGAGAUUAACAGUGGUAGUUCUUUAGUAUCCCCUGGGCCAACUAAUACUACUAAUGCAAAUGGACCAACUAAUGCCAUGGGUGCAAAUGACCAAAUAGUAUUCCCCGGGCCAACCAAUGCUACUAAUGCAAAUGGACCAACUAAUGCCAUGGGUGCAAAUGGACUAACUAAUGCUAUAGGUGCAAAUGAUCAGAUAGCAUUCCCUGGGCCAACUAAUGCUACUAAUGCAAAUGACCAGAUAGUAUUCCCUGGGCCAACCAAUGCCACUAAUGCCAAUGAUCUGAUAGUAUUUCCAGGACCAACCAAUGCUACUAAUGCAAAUGGACCAACUAAUGCCAUGGGUGCAAAUGGAUCAACCAAUGCCAUGGGUACAAGUGAAUCAACCAAUGCCAUGGGUGCAAAUGGACUAACCAAUGCUAUAGGUGCAAAUGAUCAGAUAGUAUUCCCUGGGCCAACUAAUGCCACUAAUGCAAAUGGACCAACUAAUGCUAUGGGCUCAAAUAAUCAGAUAGUAUUCCCAGGACCAACUAAUGCUAUGGGCUCAGAUAUCCCGAUAACUAUACCUACUUCAAAUGGACCAACAGUGUUUUAUUGGCCAAAUAAUUCAAAUGGUAUGUCAACUGCAUCAGAUAAGCCUAUAACAACUCCUAGUACAAGUGCUCGUGUGGGUAUGCCAACUGUAGUAAAUCAUCAUUUAGUUAUACCUACACCAAAUGGAUCUAUAGACAUUCCUUUAGGCAUUAGUAACCCUGAAGGAUUAAAGCAUAAUGUGCGAAUCUCAGAACUAACUACAGAAGAAACAAAAUUUAUAGGAAAUGAUGUAAAUAUACUUAAUCUACCAAAUCCAGGUGCACAACCAGCAGUAAGUUGUAGUAAUUCUGCAUCUGCACUAAAUACAGAAGAGAGUGGGAAUUCAUCAAAAGAAACUCCAAAUACAAAAUCUGAAUUACUAAGAGAUAUAAAGCAUAAUGAUCCCAUAUACGAUUUCUGGCCUGUGAAGUAUUCUAAUGGCUCAUCCCCAGCAGGGUCAACAACAGGAGCACUAAAUGACCCAGAUGACAGCAAUGCAGUAACCGUACCAGGUGUAGUGUCUAUAGAUGAACUUCGGUUUAUAUACAAACAAGUGCAUAAAUAUAGCCCAGACCAUGUAGAUGAGUAUUUAGAUGAGUAUUUAGCUAAAAAUUACCCAGGCAGCCCAGAAACAUUAAAAAACCUCAAAGCCUCAAUUAAGCAAGAAAUACAGAGGAUAGACGAUAGGAAUGCAAUGGACCCUGGAAUAGAUCUAAGGUAACUGUAUAAUUGAUUUUUAUACUGGAUUUUAAAUACAAAAUUCUCUGAGUUUAAUAAU